AUGUUAUUUGCUGCGUUUAGAAGAAUUAAAGAUGGACGAAACGGGAUUCUCUUCGAAUAUAUACGGUUACUGUUCGUGGUAGAAGAGUUAGAAGAUGGCGGAGACGUUUAUAUGUUACACGGUCACUGUUCAAUGGAAGAAUUGGAAAAAAAAGAUGGUUUAUAUCAGGGACUGUUCAAUGGUAUUCAAGAAAAACUGCGUAGAAGAGUUCUUCGUUUAUAUCGGAAACGAAUAUGUCACUUGUUCAAUGGUCACGAAUAUUCAAGCUGCCCCCAAAAAUACUAUUCUCUUCGUUUAUAUCAGUUACGGUCACUGUUCAAUGGAAUUAAAAGCUGCCGGAGUUUAGUUCUCUUCGUUUAUAUCAGUGCGUCACUGUUCAAUGGUCGAAUUAAAGAUGGCCCGAAAAUACAGUUCUCUUCGUUUAGAAGAGUUACACGGUCACUGUUCAAUGGUCGAAUUCAAGAGACGAAAACCGUUCUCUUCGUUUAUAUCAUUACACGGUCACUGUUCAAUGGUCAGAUUCAAGCUGCGUGUAGAAGAAAACCGUUCUCUUCGUUUAUAUCAGUUACACGGUCACUGUUCAAUGGUCAGAUUCAAGCUGCCCCCAGAAAACCGUUCUCUUCGUUUAUAUCAGUUACGGUCACUGUUCACUGUUCAAUGGUCGAUUCAAGCUGCCCACCAAAAUUACUGAUUCUCUUCGUUUAUAUCAGUUACUUCGGUCACUGUUCAAUGGUCAGAUUCAAGCUGCCCCCCAAAAACCGUUCUCUUUUUAUAUCAGUUACACGGUACUGUUCAAUUGAUUCAAGCUUGUCAAAAAUGCUUCUUCGUUUAAGAGUUAAAGAUUCAAUGGUCAGAUUCAAGCUGCCCCCCAAAAAACCGUUCUCUUCGUUUAUAUCAGUUACACGGUCACUGUUCAAUGGUCAGAUUCAAGCUGCCCCACCCAAAAACCGCUGCACUGUUCAAGAAGAAUUCAAGAUGCCCCAGAAAACCGUUCUCUUCGUUUAUAUCAGUUACACGGUCACUGUUCAAUGGUCAGAUUCAAGCUGCCCCCAGAAAACCGUUCUCUUGUUUAUAUCAGUUACAGGGUCACUGUUCAAUGGUCAGAUUAAAGCUGCCCCCAAAAAAACUAUUCUCUUCGUUUAUAUCAGUUACGGUCACUGUUCAAUGGUCAGAUUCAAGCUGCGGAGAAAAACUAUUCUCUUCGUUUAUAUCAGUUACACGGUCACUGUUCAAUGGUCGAUUCAAGCUGCCCCCAAAAAACCGUUCUCUUCGUUUAUAUCAGUUACACGUUACACGGUCACUGUUCAAUGGUCAGAUUCAAGCUGCCCGUUUAAAAAAUACUAUUCUCUUCAUUUAUAUCAGUUAUCACGGUCACUGUUCAAUGGUCAGAUUCAAGCUGCCCCCCAAAAAACCGUUCUCUUCGUUUAUAUCAGUUACGGUCACUGUUCAAUGGUCAGAUUCAAGCUGCCCCCAGAAAACCGUUCUCUUCGUUUAUAUCAGUUACACGGUCACUGUUCAAUGGUCGAAUUCAAGCUGCCCAGAAAAAUACUGUUUCUCUUCGUUUAUAUCAGUUACACGGUCACUGUUCAAUGGUCAGAUUCAAGCUGGACCAGAAAACCGUUCUCUUCGUUUAUAUCAGUUACACGGUCACUGUUCAAUGGUCAGAUUCAAGCUGCCCCCAGAAAAACCGUUCUCUUCGUUUAUAUCAGUUACACGGUCACUGUUCAAUGGUCAGAUUCAAGCUGCCCCCCAAAAAACCGUUCUCUUCGUUUAUAUCAGUUACACGGUCACUGUUCAAUGGUCAGAUUCAAGCUGCCCAGAUCAAAAAUGUUAUUCUCUUUAUUUAUAUCCGUUACCAAAAAACGUUCACUGUUUAAUGGUCAGAUUCAGAUUAAAGCUGCCCCCCAGAAAACCGUUCUCUUCGUUUAUAUCAGUUACGGUCACUGUUCAGUGGUGAUUCAAGCUGCCCACCAAAAAACCGUUCUCUUCGUUUAUAUCAGUUACACGGUCACUGUUCAAUGUUACACGGUCACUGUUCAAUGGUCAGAUUCAAGCUGCCCCCAAAAAACCGUUCUCUUCGUUUAUAUCAGUUACGGUCCUGUUCAAUGGGUCUGGAAGAACUGUUCGUUUAAUGGUCACUGUUCAAUUCAAGCUGCUGCCCCCAAAAAACUAUUCUCUUCGUUUAUAUCAGUUACACGGUCACUGUUCAAUGGUCAGAUUCAAGCUGCCCCCCAAAAAACUAUUCUCUUCGUUUAUAUCAGUUACACGGUCACUGUUCAAUGGUCAGAUUCAAGCUGCCCCCCAGAAACCGUUCUCUUCAUUUUAUAUCAGUUACACGGUCACUGUUCAAUGGUCAGAUUUAAAGCUGCCCCCAGAAAACCGUUCUCUUCGUUUAUAUCAGUUACACGGUCACUGUUCAAUGGUCAGAUUCAAGCUGCCCCCAAAAAACCGUUCUCUUCGUUUAUAUCAGUUACACUGUUCGGUCACUGUUCAAUGGUCAGAUUCAAGCUGUCCCCCCAGAAAACCGUUCUCUUCGUUUAUAUCAGUUACACGGUCACUGUUCAAUGGUCAGUUCUCUUCGUUUAUAUCAGUUACACGGUCACUGUUCAAUGGUCCCCCCCCCAAAAAACUAUUCUCUUCAUUUAUAUCAGUUACACGGUCACUGUUCAAUGGUCAGAUUCAAGCUGCCCCCCCAAAAAACCGUUCUCUUCGUUUAUAUCAGUUACACGGUCACUGUUCAAUGGUCAGAUUAAAUUACACGGUCACUGUUCAAUAGAAGAUUCAAGCUGCCCCCCCGAAAAAAACCGUUCUCUUCGUUUAUAUCAGUUACACGGUCACUGUUCAAUGGUCAGAUUCAAGCUGCCCCCCGAAAACCGUUCUCUUCGUUUAUAUCAGUUACACGGUCACUGUUCAAUGGUCAGAUUCAAGCUGUUUUAUAUCCCCCCCAAAAAACCGUUCUCUUCGUUUAUAUCAGUUACACGGUCACUGUUCAAUGGUCAGAUGGCUGCCCCCCAAAAUACUGUUCUCUUCGUUUAUAUCAGUUACACGGUCACUGUUCAAUGGUCAAUUCAAGCUGCCCCCAAAAAAAUUAUUCGUUUAUAUCUUCACUGUUUAUAUCAGUUAGCUGCCCCCGGUCACUGUUCAAUGGUCAGAUUCAAGCUGCCCCCAAAAAACCGUUCUCUUCGUUUAUAUCAGUUACACGGUCACUGUUCAAUGGAAGAGAUUCAAGCUGCCGAGAAAAAUACCGUUCUCUUCGUUUAUAUCAGUUACACGGUCACUGUUCAAUGGUCAGAUUCAGUUAAAGCCCCCCACGAAUACUAUUCUCUUCGUUUAUAUCAGUUACACGGUCACUGUUCAAUGGUCAGAUUAAGCUGCCCCCCAAAAAACCGUUCUCUUCGUUUAUAUCAGUUACACGGUCACUGUUCAAUGGUCAGAUUCAAGCUGCCCCCAAAAAACCGUUCUCGGAGUUUAUAUCAGUUACACGGUCACUGUUCAAUGGUCAGAUUCAAGCUGCCCAGGGAAAAAAUAUUCUUCGUUUAUAUCAGUUACACGGUCACUGUUCAAUGGUCGAGAUUCAAGCUGCCCCCAAAAGAACUAUUCUCUUCGUUUAUAUCAGUUACACGGUCACUGUUCAAUGGUCAGAUUCAAGCUGCCCUGGAGAAAAAACUGUUCUCUUCGUUUAUAUCAGUUUACGGUCACUGUUCAAUGGUCAGAUUCAAGCUGCCCGCCAAAAAUACUAUUCUCUUCGUUUAUAUCAGUUACACGGUCACUGUUCAAUGUUACACGAUCACUGUUCUGUUCAAUGCUGCCCCCCCAGAUUCAAGCUGCCCAGUGAGACGAAAACCUAUUCUCUUCGUUUAUAUCAUUUACAUGUUCGGUCACUGUUCAAUGGUCAGAUUCAAGCUCCCCCCCCAAAAAACUGUUCUCUUCGUUUAUAUCAGUUACACGGUCACUGUUCAAUGGUCAGAUUCAAGCUGCCCCCCAAAAAAACCGUUCUCUUCGUUUAUAUCAGUUACACGGUCACUGUUCAAUGGUCAAUUCAAUUCCCAAAAAAGUUCUCUUCAUUUAUAUCCAGGGUCACUGUUCAAUGGUCAGAAUGCUGCCCCCCAAAAAACUAUUCUCUUCGUUUAUAUAGUUACACGGUCACUGUUCAAUGGUCAGAUUCAAGCUGCCCCUAGAAAACUAUUCUCUUCGUUUAAAGUUACGGUCACUGUUCAAUGGUCUUCUGCCCCCCAAAAUACUAUUCUCUUCAUUUAUCAGUUACGGUCACUGUUCAAUGGUCAGAUUCAAGCUGCCCCCCCCGUUCUCUUCGUUUAUAAAACCGUUCUCUUCGUUUAUAUCAGUUACACGGUCACUGUUCAAUGGUCAGAUUCAAGCUGCCCCCAGAAAAAUUCUCUUCGUUUAUAUCAGUUACACGGUCACUGUUCAAUGGUCAGGCUGGAGACGAAAAAUACUAUUCUCUUCGUUUAUAUCAGUUACAUGGUUGUUCAAUGGCCAGAUUCAAGCUGGGACAGAAAACCGUUCUCUUUCGUUUAUAUCAGUUACACGGUCACUGUUCAAUGGUCAGAUUCAAGCUGCCCCCAAAAAAACCGUUCUCUUUGUUUAUAUCAGUUACACGGUCACUGUUCAAUGUUAACUUCGUCAGAUGUUCAAUGGAGACGAAACCUGCCCCCCGCCAAAACCGUUCUCUUCGUUUAUAUCAGUUACACGGUCACUGUUCAAUGGUUGAUUCAAGCUGCCGUCCAAAAAAGUUCUCUUCGUUUAUAUCAGUUGGGGUCACUGUUCAAUGUUCGAGCCGCUAUCCAUUACUCCCCCGUCAACUACGAUCUAUCUAUCUAUCUAUCUAUCUAUCUAUCUAUCUAUCUAUCUAUCUAUCUAUCUAUCUAUCUAUCUAUCGCAGCCUGUUUCUUAUGUAUGUAUGUACGUAUGUAUGUAUAUAACUAUCUAUCACGGUUUGUCUCCUAUCUAUCUAUCUAUCUAUCUAUCUAUCUAUCUAUCUAUCUAUCUAUCUAUCUAUCUAUCUAUCUCAGCCUGUUUCUUAUGUAUUCAUGCAUCUAUCUAUCUAUCUAUCUAUCUAUCUAUCUAUCUAUCUAUCUAUCUAUCUAUCGCAGCCUGUUUCUUAUUUUGUCUCCUAUCUAUCUAUCUAUCUAUCUAUCUAUCUAUCUAUCUAUCUAUCUAUCUAUCGCAGCCUGUUACUUAUGUAUGUAUGUAUGUAUGUAUGUAUGUAACUAUAAUGAGUCAGUCGUUCACUUUUGA
Molecule: messenger RNA, 5256 nt
Organism: Acanthosepion pharaonis
Lineage: Eukaryota; Metazoa; Mollusca; Cephalopoda; Sepiida; Sepiidae
Source: the annotation of a GenBank genome assembly